UUAACUAAUCCUUGCUGCACCGGGACCUGCGGUCACACGAGGAUAGAUUAUACAUUCAUUUUCCUUAAUGAGUGUAACACAUAGAACAGUCCACGUGUUUUUAUUCGUAUAAAUAUAUUUAAGAAAAAAAUGUUUUGGUCUUUGGAGCUAGCUUUUAAUUUACGUGAUUUGAGUUGCGUGUUUUCAGUGCGGCGCGCGUGAGCUUUUGUUUCACCUGUUUGCUCGCGACGCGGCUCAUCCCGAUAGAUACAGUCAAUAGAUAUGAAAGCUGUUAUAAGUUAUUGUUUCAUGUGACUUCGUGUGAGUAAGCAGCAGACGGUGCUGAAGAAGUUGUGGACAUGGAUGCGGUACCGAAAGAUGGGGUCGGUUUGGCUGACCCCAGCAAGACGGACACACUCAACUCAACAGGUUCUGCAGGGCAAAGGAGAGCUGGAGGAGCCAAGAAGCACACACAAGCUAACAAAUCAGCCCUGCGUGCACCCAGAGCUCUGUGCUGCCUGACUCUCAGCAACCCAAUACGCAUGGCAGCACUGGCCCUGGUGGAGUGGAAGCCUUUUGAUAUAUUCAUUUUACUGGCCAUCUUUGCCAACUGUGUUGCCCUUGGUGUGUCCAAACCAUUUCCUGAAGACGAUUCCAAUGCCACCAACCACAAUCUGGAACAAGUGGAGUAUGUGUUUCUGGUCAUUUUCACCAUCGAAACAUUCACAAAGAUUCUCGCGUACGGUCUGGUCAUGCAUCCCAGCGCCUACAUCCGCAGCGGCUGGAACUUGUUGGAUUUUGUCAUUGUCAUUGUGGGUCUUUUCAGCGUUAUAGCUGAGAUGGGAGAGCACAAACCAGGAGAGGCCCAUCACGCAGCAGGUAAACCAGGAGGUCUGGAUGUCAAAGCCCUGAGAGCUUUCAGAGUACUGAGACCCCUGCGGCUCGUGUCCGGUGUGCCAAGUCUGCAGAUUGUGUUGAAUUCCAUCAUGAAGGCCAUGGUGCCUCUGCUCCACAUCGGUCUGCUGGUCAUGUUUGUCAUCAUCAUUUACGCCAUCAUUGGGCUGGAGCUCUUCAUAGGCAAGAUGCACAAGACCUGCUACUAUGUAGGGACAGAUCUAAUGGUGGAUGAUGAUCCCACACCAUGCGCUUUUGCUGGUAAUGGUCGUUUCUGUGUGGGGAACAACACCGUGUGCCGGGGAGGAUGGGAGGGACCCAAUGGAGGCAUCACCAACUUUGACAACAUCUUCUUUGCCAUGCUGACUGUAUUUCAGUGCAUUACUAUGGAGGGCUGGACUGAUGUGCUUUACUGGAUGAAUGAUUCCAUCGGGUUUGAGCUGCCUUGGAUUUAUUUUGUGUCUCUGGUCAUUUUUGGAUCUUUCUUUGUCCUCAAUCUUGUGUUGGGUGUGUUGAGCGGUGAGUUCUCUAAAGAGAGAGAGAAGGCCGUGUGUCGUGGUGAGCUGCAGAAGGCCCAGGAGAAACAGCAGAUGGAGGAGGAUAUGAUCGGCUACAUGGACUGGCUCAUUGAAGCAGAGGACAUGGAUGAGGAUGGAAAUAAACGUGCUGUGGUGGCUAAGAAAAAGAUGAUGAAAAAAUAUGGCUGGUACAAACACAGUGAAGAUGGAGAAUCAGAUUCAGACUCUGAAUUUGAAGCGUUCCUGGAUGAUGACAACGGCUGCUGUGCAUCUAUUAUGGCACGACUGAUGGCUAUAAGUUUCUGUGAACAGCUGUUCCACUUGAAUCUGGUUAUCAGGAAGAACUGCCGUGUGGCCGUCAAAUCCACCAAUUUCUACUGGCUGGUGCUGCUGCUGGUGUUCCUCAAUACGGCCGCCAGCGCCUCUGAACACUACGGCCAACCGCAGUGGCUCACCGACAUACAGGAACGAGCAAAUAAGAUCCUUUUGGCACUGUUUACGCUGGAGAUGCUGAUGAAGAUCUAUAGCUUCGGCUUUCAGAUCUACUUCAUAGCGCUCUUCAAUCGUUUCGAUUGUUUCGUGGUUUGUGGUGGGAUUCUGGAGACAGUGCUGGUGGAGAUGGAAGUGAUCCCACCCAUCGGGAUCUCUGUGUUGCGCUGCGUCCGUCUGCUCCGUAUCUUCAAAGUCACAAGACACUGGGCAGCCCUGUCAGACCUGGUGAGCUCUUUGCUGAAUUCAAUGAAGGCCAUUUGCUCCCUGCUGCUGCUGCUCUUCCUCUUCCUCAUCAUCUUCGCUCUCCUGGGCAUGCAGCUCUUCGGCGGAAAGUUCAACUUUGAUGAGACUCAAAUGAAAAGAAGCACCUUUGACACUUUUCCAUCUGCCCUGCUCACCUGUUUCCAGAUCCUAACAGGAGAGGACUGGAACUCUGUCAUGUAUGAUGGCAUCAUGGCGUAUGGUGGACCAGUGUUUCCCAAUAUGAUUGUCUCUGUUUACUUUGUCAUUCUUUUCGUCUGUGGUAACUACAUCUUGCUGAAUGUCUUCUUGGCUAUCGCUGUGGACAACUUGGCUGGAGAUGGUGGCAAAAAGAAAAAAGAAGAGAAGAAAGAAGAGGAGGAGGAAUGGGAGGAUGAAGAAGAAAGAGAGGAAGACGAAGCUGGAAAUGAUAUGGACGAUUGGGAAGAGAACGAAGAGUUGAGAGCAAUUGAAGGGCUUGAGGGUAUAGGCACUCCCAUGAAAGUCGAAAGUUUUCAGCCCAAAGAGAAAAUUGUACCAAUUCCUGAUGGAAGUUCCUUUUUCAUCCUUGGAAAGAAAAACUGUCUCAGAGUCGCCUGCCACAACCUCAUUCAUCAUCAUUACUUCACCAACAUCAUCCUCGUCUUCAUCAUAUUCAGUAGUUUUUCUUUGGCUGCUGAAGACCCAAUCAAAACUCAUUCUGUCAGGAAUGUUAUGCUGGGCUAUGCUGAUUACGUCUUUACCACCGUCUUCACUAUUGAGAUCAUGUUGAAGAUGACUGUGUAUGGAGCUUUCCUUCAUCAAGGUUCCUUCUGCAGAAACGCAUUCAACCUCCUGGACCUUCUGGUUGUUAGCGUGUCCCUCACCUCUUUCUUCUUGCAUUCGAGUGCUAUUUCUGUUGUGAAGAUUCUUCGAGUCUUGCGAGUGCUCAGGCCUCUUCGAGCCAUCAACAGAGCAAAGGGACUCAAGAGCGUGAUUCAGUGUGUGUUCGUGGCCAUCCGCACUAUUGGCAACAUCCUCAUCGUCACCACUCUCCUCCAGUUCAUGUUCGCUUGUAUCGGUGUGCAGCUUUUCAAGGGACGGUUCUACAGAUGCACAGAUGAGGCGAAACAUACACCUGAAGAGUGCAAGGGCACAUUUGUGGUGUUCAAAGAUGGUGAUAUGAACCAUCCAAUGGUGAGGGAGAGAGUUUGGGAGAACAGCGACUUUAACUUUGACAACGUGCUGAUGGGGAUGCUGGCACUCUUCACCGUCUCCACGUUUGAGGGCUGGCCACAACUCUUGUACAAAGCUGUUGAUGCUAACGCAGAGAACAGAGGGCCCAUCUAUAACUACCGUGUUGAGAUUUCCAUCUUCUUCAUCAUCUACAUCAUCAUCAUCGCCUUCUUCAUGAUGAACAUCUUCGUGGGUUUUGUCAUCAUCACCUUCCGUGAACAAGGAGAGGCUGAGUUUAAAAACUGUGAACUAAAUAAGAAUCAGCGGCAGUGUGUGUAUUAUGCAUUGAAAGCUCAGCCAAUAAAGAUUUACAUCCCCAAAAACCCCUCUCAACUCAAAUUCUGGAGGAUCAUCAAUUCCUCUCAGUUUGAGUACAUUAUGUUUGUGCUCAUUCUGCUCAACACACUCACACUGGCUGUACAGCACUAUGAGCAGUCCAAACUCUUCAACUUUGUGAUGGACAUCCUGAACAUGAUCUUCACUACGCUCUUUACGGUUGAGAUGAUCAUCAAACUUCUGGCUCUGAGACCUUACCACUAUUUUAUAGAUGCCUGGAACUCUUUUGAUGCGCUGAUAGUGGUGGGCAGUUUGGUGGACAUCAUGAUUGCAGAGUUCAGUGGUGGAGGAGGCCAUGGUGAGGGGAAAGAAGGGGAGAGCGCCAAAGUGUCCAUCACUUUCUUCCGUCUCUUCCGAGUUAUGCGACUGGUCAAGCUGCUCAGUAAGGGUGAAGGCAUUCGAACCCUCCUUUGGACGUUUGUUAAAUCUCUACAGGCAUUGCCAUACGUCGGCCUGCUAAUUGCCAUGAUCUUUUUCAUCUAUGGCGUGAUUGGGAUGCAGACAUUUGGGAAGAUAGCUAUAGAUGACAGCACAGAGCUCAAUAGGAACAACAAUUUCCAAACCUUUUUCAUGGCUGUACUGCUGCUCUUCAGGUGUGCAACAGGUGAACAGUGGCAGCAGAUCAUGCUUGCGGCACUGCCAGGACGUCGAUGUGACCCAGAGUCUGACUAUGAGCCGGGAGAGGAGUAUAGCUGCGGAAGCAACCUGGCAUACCUCUAUUUCAUCAGUUUCUUUGCACUCUGUGCCUUCCUGAUCAUUAACUUGUUCAUCGCUGUCAUCAUGGAUAACUUUGAGUAUCUGACCAGAGACUGGACUGUGCUGGGCACUCAUCACCUCGAUGAGUUUAAACGAGUCUGGUCAGAUUACGACCCAGAGGCCACGGGAAGGAUUAAACAUCUAGAUGUAGUCACCAUGUUGCGCAGAAUUCAGCCGCCGCUGGGCUUUGGGAAACUCUGUCCACAUCGAGUAGCCUGUAGGAGACUGGUUGCUAUGAAUGUUCCUCUCCAUCCUGAUGGCACCGUGUCCUUUAAUGCCACUCUGUUUGCUCUCGUCAGAACGUCACUCAAGAUUAAAACAGACGGCCCCAUUGACCAGCAGAACGACGAGCUGAGAGUUAUCAUUAAAAAGAUCUGGAAACGCACCAAACCCAAACUUCUAGAGGAAGUUAUACCUCCCCCUUCAGGGAAUGAGGUGACUGCAGGAAAGUUUUAUGCCAGCUUCCUGAUACAGGACUACUUUAAAAAGUUUCGCAAACGAAAAGAGAAAGAGAGGAAGAAGAAAGGCAAGGACAAGUCAGCCUCUCUCCAGGCCGGGUUACGCACACUACAGGAUCUGGCCCCAGAGAUGCGUCUGGCUAUUGCGAUGGAGGAUGAGGAAGGGCUGGAGGGGGAGAUGAUGGAAGAAGAGGAGUUCUUCAGGAGUGACAGUGUCUUCAGUGAUGCUCCACCUACACCAACCAUGUCCACUCCCAGAAGCACCCCCAUGCCGCCCCAUCUGGACGAGACCACAGUGAGCAUUGAGCUUCCUCCUGGAGUGCCCAGUGGGAGCUUUAUGCUGGAGGAGGCCCUGGUGGACUCCCGCCCGGCCUCUGCCCUGUCCGACAACACUGUGAUAAGUGAACAGCCUCAGAGGUUGUCUCCCCUGCCCAGCAGGACUGACACAACCGGUGCUUGUGAAUAUAUUCCUUCGCCAUCCCCGGAUGGAGGAUUGCAGAAUGGAACCACAGGAGGAGUCAUCACUCCAGGAGGAGAUGGAGGAGUGACAGGAGGAGGAGUCACAGAGAUGACAUAUCCUACAGAGCAAGGCAGUGUUAGCAAGGGGGAGCCUCAGAGUGCUGUCUUAAAUGAUAGGCAGUGGUUUCCUGAGGUUCCUCCAGCACAAACACCAGUACUUAAUGGGAACAGUGAAAGUGUGGCGCCAGUUCAGCCUAAUAACAUUAACAACAACACUUACCAAGGCAACAGCCAAGAUGCUGGUGGCUACCAAGGUAAUGUUUACCCUGGAAAUGGCUACAAUGCCAAUGUUAUCAAUGGGACUGGUUAUCCAGGCAACCGUUUUUCCAUCAACGGCUACAGCAGCAAUGGCUACAGCAGCAAUGGAUACAGUGGUAAUGAAUACAAUGGCAAUGGUUUCUCUGCACGGCGACGCAUGCUUCCCCCGACUCCUUUAGGCCGAAAGCCCAACUUUAACAUCCAGUGUUUGAGAAGGCAGACCAGUAAUGAGGAUCUACCCAUUCCAGGCACUUACCAUCAAAACUCCCCACCCUGCAGGGCACGAGCACAGACAAACAACAGCUACGACUCACGGCGGAGCAGCAUUUCAUCUGUGGUUUCUUCGGCCUCUUGGGCGAACAACCAGGCCAAACGGGGCCGUCUCCUCUACGCCCCUCUCAUUCUGGUGAACGAGGUGGGGGGCACUCAGGCAAUGUGGGGCGACACCAAUGGCAGCGCCAGCCUGCCGGCGUCGGCCCGUCCCGGGUGGAUCGGCAGUGGAAUGGCAGGCGUGGCCCAGCAGCCUCGGGCGUACACCACUCUCAGAGUGCCCUCCCAAAACAGCCCCGGAUACAUGGAGAAGGGAAGUGCUGACAGCCUCGUGGAGUCGAUCCUGAUCUCUGAAGGCUUGGGUUUAUAUGCCAAAGACCCCAAAUUUGUUGACUUUGCAAAGCGGGAAAUCGCAGAUGCCUGCCACAUGACUAUUGAUGAAAUGGAGAGUGCCGCAACUGACCUUUUAAGUCGUGGAAGGGCAGGACAACCAAUCGGACGCUUUGAGGAGGAUCUGUCUGAUGAGAUGAACUGUGUUAUAUCAUACUAAAUGGGCUUCAGUUUGUUGGGGAGGGCAGAACAUAGAUUGUCAGUGUGACUGAUGUUCUCUGCAUCAAACUCAAAUACAUUCAACUUUUCAUAUUCAGUUCAGCUGGGCAGAGUUAAUUAUAUUCAAUUCCUUCGACAUGAGGGUAAGUAAUGACAGUUUUCAUUUUUGUGUGAACUAUCCCUUCAAGCAAACCACAGGAUUAGCCUUCUCUGAUUAGUAGAGUCCUGAAGCAGCAUCUGCAAAGAUUCAAAGACUGGAAAAGGAAUUGAGAUUUGGUCAAAUAUGCACAUUUAUGUUGAAAGUGUUUGUGCUUGUGGAAGUCUUCAUUUUUCAUAAUGUUAGUUAGCCAUAAUAAAGAGCCAAUAACGUUCAAAUGACGAUCACACAAACCUACAGGGCACUACUAUUUAUAUGACUCUGCAAGUUUAAAGUCACAAUCAAAAUGGAUUUUUUUUAGUGGAAAGUUUCAGCAUUUCAUAUAAAUGAUAUAUUGACUUUGCAAAAUGGGAAAUUGCAGAUCACUUGCUAAGACUUCAGACGAAGCCAGCUUUGAACAACUGUCGAAUAGUUUCCUUGGAAUUUUUAUGAUCACAAGUUAUAAUCAUUGCCUAAUGUGCUUAUUAAUUGAAUACAUGUUUACCAACACACACAUUUUGACAUUACUUUUAUAUACUCCUCUCUGGUUGAACACAAUACUUCCUGAUUGUAACAUGCAUUUUCUGUGAAUUGUCAUAAGCGCUAUUCUAAUAAACUUGAAUCCAACUCAUCCAUGCAGAUCUUUUCUCUAUUAAUUUGACAUUGUAAUCUUCAAAGUGAAAAAAAAAAAAGAACAUCCCUCCCAGGCAAUAAGUUCUCCCAGUAGAUGACUCUCAGCAAUCCUUCCCCUGCUGCAACUUUUCACUCCCAAACGACCACAGCAGUUAGCAAACGACAAUACACCAGCCAACCCAAUUUCCGAUGGACAAAGUCCCUUGCAUUUUCUUUUUGUUUGAGAAGCUGGGUUGUCACAACAGGGAAGAAAAAUCAUGCCAACUUUAAGUUAGGAUUUUUGCUCACAGCAAAAAUUGUUCAACUUACUGUACAUUCUGUUUGAAAAGACAGUCAAAUACA
Onychostoma macrolepis is the source of this 7595-nucleotide messenger RNA. RefSeq names its product calcium channel, voltage-dependent, L type, alpha 1F subunit a (gene cacna1fa). The transcript is spliced from 48 exons. NCBI's taxonomy places the organism in Eukaryota, Metazoa, Chordata, Actinopteri, Cypriniformes, Cyprinidae. Gene Ontology annotation, biological process: calcium ion import across plasma membrane. Gene Ontology annotation, cellular component: membrane; voltage-gated calcium channel complex. The record is from RefSeq and is a predicted model, not a curated record. Gene Ontology annotation, molecular function: high voltage-gated calcium channel activity. Bases 339 to 6485 code for a protein of 2048 amino acids.